Molecule: messenger RNA, 699 nt
Organism: Scomber japonicus (chub mackerel)
Lineage: Eukaryota; Metazoa; Chordata; Actinopteri; Scombriformes; Scombridae
Gene: clrn1
Product: clarin 1
Exons: 3
Coding region: 1-699 (232 amino acids)
Biological process (GO): sensory perception of sound; equilibrioception
Source: RefSeq, a predicted model, not a curated record
AUGCCGAGCCGUCAGAAGCAGGUCCUGUUCUCGGUGUCCGGGCUGCUGGGCUUCUCGUGCGCGCUCACGGCCGCCGUGGCCGCGGGGCUGCCGCUCUGGCUCCGCGGGACCGUGCUGUGCCGCACCGGGGCCGAGCUGGUCAACGCCACCGGACCCGAGCUGGACAAGUUCCUGGGAGGCCUGAGCUACGGCCUGUUCCAGGGGGAGAGGGUGAAGCAGUGCGGGCUGGGAGGGAGACCGUCCCGCUUCUCCUUCUUUCCCGACCUGAUGAGCGCGAUCCCGGCCGGCCUCCACAUCACCGUCAUCUUCUUCUGUGGUGUCGUCAUCCUCUUCUCCUCCGUGGCCACCGGCUUCUUCUUCUUCAACGCCUUCGGCAGACCCUACGAGACACUGCAAGGCCCCCUGGGACUUUACCUGUGGACCUUCAUCUGCUGCGUGUGCAGCUGUCUGGUGAUGAUCCUGUUUGCGUCGGAGGUGAAGCUCCAUCAUCUGUCCGAGCGGAUCGCCAACUUCAACGAGAUGAACUUCGUGUUCCAGACGCACAGCGAGCACUACGACCGAUCCUUCUGGCUCUUCUUCCUCGUCUUCCUCCUCCACGGACUCAACAUCCUGCUGAUCCGACUGGCCGGCGUCCAGUUUCCCUUCCAGGAGAGUAAAGAGGUGGACCUGAGCGGGGGGGCGGCCGACCUCAUGUACUGA